CCGUGUCGAGAAUCUGGAAAAUCAUGUGCUGUCACUGGAUCGCGGUGGCAGCGUUGGGAAUUCAUUGAACUAUCAAACCUCGAAGUACUGUAGUCAGGACUCGACGCAAUUGUAGAUGAUUACGAGCGUGCGCAUCUCGUGGAGCGAAUUCCUCGACACUAGAGUUGCAUGUGAUCUCCCGCUUCCCACCACCUGGUGAAGUUACUUUCGUUGGGUACAGGAGAGGGCAUCUAUUGAUUCUAUUGUGAGGGUGUGGAGGGUGCUGAAGGGGAUAAUCGAUCGAUUUUUUUAGCUUGAGAGGGGUUUAUCUUGUAGGGUUCUGAAGAGAUUUUUUUGGGGUUUCGUUGUUGGAGGAAGGGGUGGGGUUCUGGAGGUAGUUUGUGCUCUUGCGCUGCAUCGCGAUGCGAGUGUUACUAUUGCCUAAGUGAGAUCACAAGGAGGUUUUCAGUAGUAUGAGUACUCAAGCCAAGUUUUCGCCCAGUUGUGGAAUUCUUUGACGGCAUGGUAGAUGUGAUUCAGAGAACUGCGUUAUUCCUCCAAGACGUCAGGGAAAUCCUUCGCAAAAGAGAUGGCAACCGAGCAAAAUGUCCACGAUGCAAAGGAUCAGGCCUGCUCGCUCUCCAGCCUUGCUGGUCCCAUGGCCAACCUAAUUCGUCUAAUUCGUCCUGCUUGUUUUGCGAAGGAGUUGGAGUAAUGCCAGUCGUAGGACUGAGAGGGUACAUACUUGGACGAACAGAUGCCAUGGUAAACACAAAGAAGAUUAAACGCCGCUCUAUCACGAUAGAUACCACGAACUCCGAAGUGUUCCCUGGAAGCAACUCUUCCACGUUUACUUCUCGCAAACUCUUCAAGAGCUCACCUGCGCCUCUCUACGACCCUCUUUCGAAGCCAGACUGGCUGCGAGAGGCUGAAAGGGAGGCACUUUUGUUUAAUUCCACCCGGAUGGAGGUCGUCGAGAGGUCCGACCACAGAGACUGCGAUGACUGUUCGGGUGAUGGGUUGAUAGGCCUUGGCCACACUGGAUGGCAGUACAAGCACAGAUUCUACGCCAGAACAAGCGCCCCGUUCAGCAAUCCCAAGUGUAGCUUGAUAGGAAUAGAGCACCAUAGUAACAUUCCUUCUGAUUUUAGUAAUAGCGACGGGCAAGCUGCAGAUGGAUUGCUGGACAUAAAAGGCUCUGAAUUAGGACAAUCAGUUGGUUUGAGCUCACUUAGUAGGUCAGGGGCAGGGAUGUAUGGCCUGGAAGCUGUAGCUUUGACGGAUCGGAGGACACAAAGACGUAAAUAUUCUCGGAGACCUAGGAACAGAAUUCGGGAGGAGGCAGCAAAAGAGACAGAAGAUAGAGCUCGACGAGUACAGCAACUCAAUGUAACUCACGCACGUGAAGACGCGCAUGUGCAGGUGACCAACUCAUGGAAUCCGAUUCUGAGGAUGUGCAGAUUUGCACUGCUUCCGAGAACAUGUGCAGCAGAGAAGCGUUGAGGAAUUGGAUCAUCCAAGAGACAAUCAGCAUCGUUUGUAACAAUUUGCUCCCCUUUCUAUGUACCGUAUUAAAUAGGAUUGACUCCAGUGCGACGGAUUGAGCACUGGCAUGCUACCAUAUUUGUAGGGGCAGUGAAGUGAUUCGAUCAUGUAGAUUACUCACACUCGGUGAAAGACCUGGGUUUUUGACGGAAGUAGCGGACUCAAACACGAAUACUUUGACCGUAAUGGUGCUUAGGAUACAUGAGAUCAGAUUGUGCUGCCGCAUAGUUAUGUAUUGAAGAGCAUGUACUAUUCGUAGGGCUAGUAACAGGCUUUCGUCAGUGUAUCUUCCUUCUCAAUUGGAUGAUUUGUAGUACGCUGUAUUUAUAGUAGCAAGGUUACCAAGCACAUCAGCGCCAAAUUCUAGCACCCUCAUACGUACAUUAGAGUACCGAAGAUGAUUCGUGCAAGGUUGAUUGCAUCUGAGAACACUUUCCUGAAGAAUUGUAAUUGCAAAGAUCCAUACAUUUAUUAGAUCCUUUUUUAUGUGUG
This is a messenger RNA of Physcomitrium patens, 2016 nucleotides long. RefSeq lists its product as uncharacterized. The record is from RefSeq and is a predicted model, not a curated record. NCBI's taxonomy places the organism in Eukaryota, Viridiplantae, Streptophyta, Bryopsida, Funariales, Funariaceae.